Molecule: messenger RNA, 4682 nt
Organism: Closterium sp. NIES-67
Lineage: Eukaryota; Viridiplantae; Streptophyta; Zygnematophyceae; Desmidiales; Closteriaceae
Source: the annotation of a GenBank genome assembly
AGAGCCUUUCUCGGCCAUUCGUUUCUUUGAUUCACCAGCACGCCAAGCAGCAGCAUAGCCCUCAGGGUCUCUUGUUCAGCAAAACUGGAUCUAGGAUUGAUUCUUCCCGUGGCCUUGUCACCUGUGCAGCUCGUGUCUGGUUUCGGUCGCUAGAAUAUGCCCGAAAACUCGUGUUCAGAAAGUCCAAUAGAUACUGCGGUAACGUAAAUCCCCACCUUUUGUAUCCUAGACCGCGUUAGCGAUGGGUCGUCAGAAUAGUAAUGGCGGUCGUAGCCGGAAAGACCAACCCGAACCCGUAGCGCUUUUCCCGCCGAUACAUGUCAGCCACGCCACAGCGGCGUCGGGUCCCAAGGCUCCUCCGCGGAACAAGAUGGCGCUCUACGAGCAGGUCUCCGUUCCGUCGAAGCGGUUCCGGCCGUCGUCGCAGCCGCUUGGAGGGCCGCUUGGAGGGCCGGCGAUGAACGCGCCGUCGACGUUUCAUCCCAUGCACAGCGAAACCAAGGUCCCUCUGAUGCCUCCCAACUACGAGAGCAAGUUCUCAUACGCGCCGUACGCCGCGCAGCAGCAGGCGCAGCAACGUCAGCAGCAGCAGCAGCAGCAGUACCCCUGCAACAGCUUCAAAACUCCUCCGCAGGCCGGCAGCAUGCUUCAGUCCCAUUCCGGAAUCGCCAGCAGCACGGGAAGCUUCUCCGAAGCCGCCGCCUUCCAAACCGCGGGCCAGGCAGCCUUGGCCGCGUGCGCCGCACACAGCGCAGGCGGCGGCGCCGGAACUCCCGCCGGCCGGCACGGCGGCGGAGGCGGAGGCGGAGGCGGAGGAGCAGGCGGUACGGUGAGCAUGGUCCAGGGGAGAGGCGCGGGAGGUGCGGGUGCGAUGAGCAGCAACAGCAACAGCCAGGAUCAAGCGUCUCGCAACGACGCGGAUCAAUGGGCGUUUUGGGCCUGGCAGCAGCGCCACAUGCCGUGGGGGGGCGGCGCUUCCCCCAGCUCCCCCUCCCCGCCCGUCAUCCCGCAAGCCUCCAUGUCCCCCGCGAGCGCCGCCGCCGCCGCCGCCGCAGCAAUGGCCGCCUUUGCGGGCACCAACAACAGAAAGGAUGGCAGCACUGCGGCUAUGUACCCGAUGCAAGGGCUCGCUGCCGCGUCGGGCUUGGGCGGCGGCCGCGGCGACCCGGGUGUGGCGGCGGCUGCUGCGGCGGCCAUGGCGGCGGCCGGCGCGGCGUUUUUGAAUUAUGGGAGCGGGUCGCUCGGGGCGGGUACGGGCUCUGGCGCAGGCGCAGGCGCAAGUGGCGCAGUUCCGCCACUGGCCCCCGGAACGUGGAACGGCACAUCGGCGGAGGGAGGGCUGGCGGGGCUCAUGUCCAAUUUCAGCUGGCCUGGGCCUGGUAACCCGAAUGCGUUACUCAUGAUGAGCCAAGCGCACAUGUUUGGCGGAAUGGGCGGGUUCGGCGGAAGCUCAGGCGGGGGGUCUCCGCCCGAACGCGGGUGCAUACACGGGGAAGGGGAGGCGUCAGGGUUGCAGAGGCGGAGCCCGUCCGCUGCGGCUGCGCGUUCCGCCGCCAGCGAGAGGCUCGGGCGCAGACGAGCGGAGGAGCGGGGCAGCCGCGGGGGGGCCGCGCGGAGCGGAGUGGACGAGACGCGGAAAGAGAGGGGCUUGCGGAAGAGCGCAAGCACAAGGUCCGCGGGGUCCAGAGGACCAGCGGCCACUGCGCCUGCCGGUGUGGUCGGCCCAGGUGGAGGCGGAGGCGGAGCGGCAGGGGAAGGGGGAGCGGUUGGCGCGGUGUCGACAACGAGUGGGCGGAGCAUGCGGAGCACGAUGAAAAGCGGGGUGAGGAGCGCGGUUAAGAGCGGUAAGGGAAAGAAGAGAAAGGAGAUGGUGACUGGUGACGGUGCGACGCAGCAGGAGCAGGCGCAGCAGCGUGCGGAAGGAGCAGCGGGAGCAGCAGAGGGAGCAGCAGCGGGAGCAGCGGAAGCGGGAGCAGCCGAAGCGGAGCUGUUUGCGGGAAUCGAGGUUCUCCGCGCUGCUGCCAUCGCCGCGCGAGAGGAGGAGAGGCGCGCCGCUUCCGCCGCCGCAAGGGAGGGCAGGGGGACGACGGCUGAUCGCGCAAGGAAUGCGGAGGGGAACGGAGAGGCGCGGAUCAUGGGUCAGGGCGGUGAGGGCGGGGAAGCUAGUAUGGGGAUGGCGCCUACGCCUGCCCAGGCGGACGAGGAUGUAAGACCGAGCGAGGGAGAAGGCGCAAGUGCGGCGGCGGAAGCGAGUGGGACGGCGGAGGUGGGUGGCGCGGUGGAGGCGGGUCAAGAGCGCGGCGGCAGCGAGGGGCAACGUGAGGCCCGGGCUCUGGGGCGCUUCCGCGCUGCUGCUGCCGCCGCUGCAGCCACCGCGGCCGCCGGCGUUGCUGCUGGUUGCGCUGGCGGGUACCACGGCACAGCGACAAGCGAAGGAGCACCGGCGGCUGCUGCUGCUGCUGCUGCUGCCCUUCCUGCUGCUGCUGCUGCUGCCCUUCCUGCUGCUGCUGCUGCUGCUGCUCCAGCUGUUAUUUCAGGCGUUCAGGCAGACAUGGCGGCUGUGCGAGGGGAAGCGGCGGGAGGCAUGCUGGCGAUGGUGCUGGGGGUGGAAGGCGGGGUGGAGGACGAAGAGGAGGAGCGAUUCCGAAGGGAGAGCAGGAAGAGAAGCCGAGGGGCGGUGGAAGGGGCAGUGGAAGGGGAGGAUGAUGGGGCGGAGGGCGGGGAGGACGCAGGGAAGAAGAAGAGGGGGAAGGGGGGAGGGGAAGGGGGGUUAUGUGCGGCGGACCUGCUGGGUGCGGUGGGACAGAAGGAGUUUUGGCGGGUGAGGAAGGGGCUAGUGCGGCAGCAGCACAUCUUCUCCACUCAGCUGUUCGAGCUGCACUGCCUCAACAAGGUUCAAGAGGGGCUGAUGCACGAGUCUCAAAAGCUCAAGGUGCAAGAAGACCAGCAGAAGGAGGAGCAGGAGGAGCAACGACGGCAAGAGGGCCAGCAACCCGACCAGCAGCAGGCGUCACAACCGGCGGCAACUAUAGUUGAUCCUUCCGGCAACCAUUAUGGCGUGGCUGCUGCUGCAAGUGCUGGCAGUGGCGGCGCUACGGCUUCGAGGAACAGCUCCCCUGAGGCGAUUCAGAAGUCGGCUUCAGUGGAAGACACUCCAGCUGCCACAGCUACAUCACCACCGCCAGCAGCAGGAGCAGCAGUAGCAGCGGCAGCGGCGGCGGCAGGAGCAUUCGCCAGCACGCCUGGCAUGAAGCCGCCUCCUGCGCGCUCUCCCCACGGCCGCCCUCCGGUGUCUCCCGCUUCCCGUCUGGCCACCAUCCCAGCCUUCCCUGGAUUCACCGAUGCGCCUGCUGCUGCUGAAGGCUCCUCAGGAGCAGCUGUGCCACCAGCAGCAGCACCAGGAGCAGCAGAGGGAGCAGCGGCAGCAUCACCAGCAGCAGCAGGAGCAAUGCCAAGGCCAGUGAGUCCUGUCGUGUUGGAUGCAGCAGGAGGAGAAGUGAUGACUGGAGCAGCAGCAUCUGGGAGCAAGGGGGGUCCUGCUGGCUGGUCGUUCCCCCUAUACGCUCGCUUUGCCAAGAACGCCGACCCUGCUGCUGCAGCUGCUGCUGCGGCUGCUGCCAUUGCUGCCGAUGCUGCUGCCAAGCCUGCUGCCGCGCCUCCUGCAGCUUCGGACAACGCCACUGCCGCCCGGGCUACCGGCAUCACCCCAGCCUCAUUCGGGUUCCGGACAGGCUCGGAAUCUGCCGAACCGGAAGGCUCGGACGUAUUUGGCUUGAGCUGGGGUACCGUGCCUGAGUCGGAGGCUGGUGAAGGGGGAGGGGGCGGAGGGGAAGGGGAGAAAAAGGCAAAGGGUGCUGGAGGGAACUCUGCCAAGUAUGCUGCCAUGCUCAGUGCCAUGGGCCUGCCUGCUGAUUUUAGCAUGCCUGCCAAUCUUGGCGUGCCUGCCAAUUUUGGCAUGCCUGCUAAUUUUGGUAUGCCUGGAGUUGGAGGCAUGUCUGAUACCAUGGGCAUGCAUUUUGGCAUGGGGAUGAACAUGGGUAUGGGUAUGGGCAUGGGCCUGGAUUUGGGCACUGCUGCAGGAGCAGGAGGGAAAGCUGCUGCUGCAGGAGAUGCAGGUGCAUCUGGCACAGGCCCAUCAGGUGCAGGUGCAUCUGGUUCAGGCCCAUCUAUGAUGAUGGACAUGGCAGCACUGCACAUGUACAUUGCACAGCAGCACCGGAUGCAGCAGCAGUUGCGGCAGCAGCUGCUACAGCAGCAGCAGCAGCAGCAGCUGCUGCUUCAGAGCCUAGGGGGGCUUUUCCCUUCCUUUCCGCCGACCGCUGCUCCUGCUGCUUCUCCUGCUGCUGCUCCUGCAGCAGCUGCUUCCUUGAUGGAGCCUAGGGGGGCUGGGACUGCUGCUGCUGCGGCCAGUGCAGCAGCAUUUGCAGCAUGGCGCUCUGCUGUGGCAGCAUCUGCCAGUGGAAUGGUAGAGGACAACACACGGAGGAGAGACGAAAACGGUGACAGUUCAAGGCAUGAAGAUUUGGAGCUUAGCCUUUUCCCUUCUUUUGUGAGCACACAGAAGUAGAGGUGUAUAGAGCAUUUGCUAGGCGAAGACCUCAUACUCUCUUUGGAGGCUUUUGGUGUGCAUAAUAGUGUGUCAUGUUUUGGAUUUCUCUUGUAACUACAAACGCAUCUAUCUA